Molecule: messenger RNA, 5334 nt
Organism: Brienomyrus brachyistius
Lineage: Eukaryota; Metazoa; Chordata; Actinopteri; Osteoglossiformes; Mormyridae
Product: NACHT, LRR and PYD domains-containing protein 12-like
Exons: 11
Coding region: 237-3245 (1002 amino acids)
Molecular function (GO): protein binding
Source: RefSeq, a predicted model, not a curated record
ACAUAGAUAAUAUCUCCCCAAAACCCUACGAUGUGCCGCUGAGUCCGUGUCCAUUUUUUGCAUGAAACGGAGCUUAUUUCCUGCCUGUAAACGAAAGUGAAAUUAAGUGUCGGGAUUUUAAAGGGAGCGUCGCUAUUUUAUCAAGAAACAUUUUAUCAAGAUUCUGGAAUAAUUUAAAGAUAUUCUAUGUUUCAAGAGGCCCCAACAGGAAUCAUCUGGUCUGGAUCAGCAUAGAAAUGGAUGGAUCUGCUUCUGAAAUGCGCCCCCCUGUGGGGUGUAACAGAAAGAGCCCUGAGAGUGUCCUGGUGAAGAGAGCAGACUCCCCUGUACCCAGCUGUGUUUCCAUGAAGAGUGACGCGUCAGUGAAGCAACGAAUCAGAAUCUUUGAGGGAUCUUUUCCUACAGGUCAAAGUGUCCUGAUGAAGAGAGCAGACUCCCCUGUACCCAGCUGUGUUUCCAUGAAGAGUGACUUGUCAAUGAACCCCCCACUCGCCUUCAGAGAGGGACCUUUUCCUACAGAUCAAAGAGACCAAAUGGAAGAUUGCACUUCAGAUCUACAUGAUAAAUCGGGUUUAUCAUCCAUAUUGAAGUCGCUAGAGGAAAAAGCCAUGAAGUUCCUAAAGGAGGAACUGAAGACGUUUGUGACGCACCUAGAUCAGAAUUACCCAGAAUUCUCUGAGCCUCAGCUGGAGGAGGACAAUGCCCUGGACUGUGAUGGUCAGAUGCAGAAGACCAGUGUUAGAGAGGUAGCUCUGAAGAUCACACUGUACAUCCUGAGGACCAUGAAGCAAGAUGAUCUUGCUGACCUGCUGGACAAGAGACAGCUCAUGCUGCAACAUCAACAGGAAAUUAAAUGUAAACUUAAGAAGCAAUUUGAGUGUGUAUUUGAAGGGAAAGCUAAGGAAGGACAGCCAACACUUCUCAGUGAGAUUUACACAGAACUCUACAUAACUGAAGGUGGGACUGGAGCAGUCAAUGAUGAACAUGAAGUGAGACAGAUUGAAACAGCAUCCAAGAAAAGACGAACAGAAGAUACUACAGUCAAGUGCAAUGAUAUAUUUAAACCCUUAUAUGGGCGUGUGACACCUAUCAGAACUGUACUCACUAAAGGGGUGGCAGGUAUCGGAAAAACAGUCUCUGUGCAGAAAUUCAUUCUCGACUGGGCAGAAGGAAAAGCAAACCAGGAUGUUCACUUCAUAUUUGCUCUUCCUUUCCGGGACCUGAAUUUGAUUAAGGAUGAAUACAGUCUGAUUGAACUACUUCACCACUUUGUCCCAGAACUGAAAUCAUUUCAAUCCACUGACCUGUUUAGCUCCAAAGUCUUGUUCAUCUUUGAUGGUCUGGAUGAGUGUCGCCUUCCUCUGGAUUUUCAGAACAAUGAGAGCUGGUUUGAUGUAACAAAGAAAAGGUCACUAGAUGUGCUGUUGACUAACCUCAUUAAGGGGAAUCUGCUCCCAUCCGCUCUCCUCUGGAUAACCUCCCGGCCAGCAGCAGCCAAUCAGAUACCAGCUGAGUGUGUCCACCAGGUGACAGAGAUACGAGGGUUCAGUGAUGCCCAGAAGGAGGAGUAUUUCAGGAGGAGAUUUAAUGAUCAGAGCCUGGCCAGCAGGAUUAUCGCACAUGUGAAAUCAUCAAGGAGCCUCUUCAUCAUGUGCCACAUACCUGUGUUCUGCUGGAUUUCAGCCACUGUGCUUAAGAGGCUUUUUAGUGAGACUGACAGGGGAGAAAUUCCAAAGACUCUGACUGAAAUGUACACACACUUCCUGAUCUUUCAGACAAGUUUAAAAAAUGACAAGUAUAUGAAAAACCAUAAAACUAAGCUUAAGGAAUACAGCAAGGAAUUUCUUUUGACACUUGGUAAACUUGCUUUUGACAACCUUGAGAAAGGCAAUCUCAUAUUUUAUGAACAAGAUCUGACAGAGAAUGGCAUUGAUGUCACUGAAACUUCAGUUUACUCUGGAGUGUGCACAGAAGUCUUUAAAGAGGAGUAUGGGUUGUACCAGGAGAAGGUGUACUGCUUUGUGCAUCUGAGCAUCCAGGAGUAUCUCGCUGCUUUAUAUGUGUUUCUGUCAAACUCAUCAGCUGACCUGCUGGUGACUGCAGUGGAUCAGGCAUUAAAGAGCAAGAAUGGACACUUGGACCUCUACCUCCGCUUCCUCCUGGGCCUCUCAACAGACUCCAGUAAGACUCUGUUGCAAAAGUUACUGGGGCCGACAAGAAUCAACUCACAUACCAUUAAGGAUACAGCCCAGUACAUCAAGGGGAAAAUAAAGGAGAAUUUAUCUCCAGAAAGGACCAUCAAUCUGUUCCACUGUCUGACUGAACUGGGUGACAAUUCUCUAGUAGAGGAAGUACAAAGAUACCUGAAUUCAGGAAACAUUUCAGUAGAUGGCCUCUCACCUGCACAGUACUCAGCUCUGGCCUUUGUGAUGCUGAUGUCAGAUGAGGAGCUGGAUGUGUUUGACCUGAAAAAAUACAUCAGACGAGAUAAACAGCACUGCAGGCUGCUGCCUGUGGUCAAGAACUCCAGGACGGCCCUGCUGAACAGCUGUGAUCUCAUAGAUAAACACUGUGAAGUGCUGUCUUCAGCUCUCAGAUCAAACUCCUCACCCCUGAGAGAGCUGGACCUGAGUGACAAUGACCUGCAGGACUCAGGAGUGAAGCUGCUCUCUGCUGGACUGGGGGACUUACACUGUAAACUGGAGAUACUGAGGCUGUCAGGCUGUAGAGUCACAAAAGAAGGCUGUUCUUCCCUGGCUUUAGCUCUGAAGUUAAACCCCUCACACCUGAGAGAGCUGGAUCUGAGCUACAAUCACCCAGGAGAUUCAGGAGUGAAGCUGCUCUCUGCUGCACUGGGGGAUUUACACUGUAAACUGGAGAUACUGAGGCUGUCAGGCUGUAGAGUCACAGAAGAAGGCUGUUCUUCCCUGGCUUCAGCUCUGAAGUUAAACCCCUCACACCUGAGAGAGCUGGAUCUGAGCUACAAUCACCCAGGAGAUUCAGGAGUGAAGCUGCUCUCUGCUGUACUGGAGGAUCUCAGCUGUAAACUGGAGAAGCUGCAGGUGGGCCGGUGUGAACUCACAGAGAAAUGCUGUGAGGCACUGGCUUCAGCUCUCAGAUCAAACUCCUCUCCCCUGAGAGAGCUGGACCUGACUGACAAAGACCUGCAGGACUCAGGAGUGAAGCUGCUCUCUGCUGGACUGGGGGACUUACACUGCAACCUGGAGAUACUGAGGUCAGUCUGACUGGGUAUUCCACACUGUAAACUGGGGGUAGUGAGGUGAGUAUUACUGGGUAUUUCACACUGUACGCUGGAAAUACUAAGGUAGAAAAUAACUAAUGAUUUCAAAAUAAAGCAGGAGUAUCUAAGUCUAGGGGUUGACUUAAAAAAUAACAUUAGAUUCGCUACAGUAAGUGGAAUGUCGAAAGUAAGACUGCAUUGGAGGUUAAGGAUGACAUUAAAAGUUUCUUCCAAUAUUUUAACUCCAAAAGAGCUCUAAAAGCUGAAAUCACUCAUCUGCAGGAUAGUAACGGCCUUAUAAUUGAAAAUGAAAAUUGAUAUAGUAAAUGAGUUUAAUGAUUAUUUUACACGGGUGUUCACAGUAGAGGACAUGAUUAACUUACCACCAUUUAGUACAAAUACAGUGUCGUAUAUAAACAAUAUACAGUCCCUCCACAAUUAUUGGCCCCCUUGUAAAGAUUUGUAAAAAGGGUUAGAAAAAAAUCCACCUUUUGGCGAAGCAGCUUCAUCUCACACUGAAAAAAAAUGAGAAAAAUCCAACCUUUCAUUGAAAUAAAUUUAUUCAAAGAAAAACAAAUCCUUCAUCAAGAAAUAAUUAUUUUCAACAAAAACACAUGAGCCACGAUUAUUGGCAGCCCUGCCUUGCUUUUAAUACUCUGUACAGCCUCCCUUUGCCAGUAUAACAGCACUGAGUCUCCUAUAACAUUUUAUAAGGUUGGAGAAUACAGAGCAGGGCAUCUGAGACAAUUCCUCUUUACAGAAUCUCUCCAGAUCACCCAGGGUCCUCGGCCCUCUCUUGUGCACUCUCCUCUUCAGCUCAGCCCACAGGUUUUCAGUGGGGUUCAGGUCAGGGGACUGAGAUGGCCAUGGCAGAAGCUUGAUUCUGCGGUCAGCUGACCAUUUUUAUGUUUAUUUGGACAUGUGCUUAGGAUCACCGUUCUGCUGGAAGAUCCAAUGAAGGCCCAGUUUUUGUUUCCUGGCAGCAGCAGCCAAAUUUUAAUAUAAAAUGUCCUGGUAUUUCAUGGACCCCAUAGUGCCAUGUACCCUAACGAGGUUUCCAGGGUUUUUGGAGGAAAAACAGCUCCACAACAUCACAGAACCUCCACCAUAUUAUACAGCUGGGAUAAGGUUCAUUUCAUUAUAACCAUCCUUCUUUUUACGCCAAACCCACCUUGAAUGUUUAUUGCCCAAAAGCUCCAUUUUUGUUUCAUCUGAUCAUUGAAUUUCAUUCCAGUCAAAGUUGUAUAAUGUUUUGCAAACUCCUGGCUCUAACAUUUUAAGUAACUGACAGAAAAAGCUUCUUUCUGUCAUAACUUUCAAAGAAUCUGUUAGCAUGAAGGGGGCGUCUGAUGGUUUUUUGGAGACGUGGUAACCCCAAGGUUUUACUUUGUCUGGUAAUUGACUAACAGUCAUCCUUGGGGAUUUUUUGCCUCUCUUACGAUCCUCCUCACUGUAUGUGGGGACAAAAUAAACUUGGGUCCUCUUUCAGGCAGGUUUCUAACAGUUCCAGUUGAUGUCCACUUUUUAAUUAUUGCCCUAACAGUAGAAAUGGGCAUUUUAAGGCGAGUAGCUAUUUUUUAAUACCCAUUCCCUGACUUAUGAAGGUCAGCACACUUCUCCCUCAUUUGGUCUGUGUGUCUCUUAUCUUUCCCAUGUUCAUGGAUGACUAAGGGAAUUUGGGCUCUGUGUCUCCUCAUGUUUGUACCCCAGUUACUCAGGAAGUCAUGGAUUACAGCUUGAAGGUUCCUAUUCACUUCAAUCAACUCAAAUAUGUAUAAUUUACAUGGGAAACAUGCUUCAGUUACAUUGUGUUUGUCACGCUACGUAAAUUCGGGUAAGGCAGGUGGGCAGGAAGGACCAGGCAGGAAGGCGGUAAACGGGGCAAACGAGGGUUUAAUUGGGAAUAGGGCAGGAUGGAAACGCAGGCAGGGACAAACGGCAGGUAACGGCAAUGACAGACAACGGGUUAGUGUACAACAGAGACUUAAAUACAGGGAACUAAUCAGAAAAGAACAUGACGCGACUGGGCACAAUCAGGGAAUCACACGUGGGUAAUUAGGGGCGUGGCAGACACGAGGAGCGGACGGAGCGGG